Aspergillus aculeatinus CBS 121060 is the source of this 1680-nucleotide messenger RNA. RefSeq lists its product as uncharacterized. The transcript has a single exon. NCBI's taxonomy places the organism in Eukaryota, Fungi, Ascomycota, Eurotiomycetes, Eurotiales, Aspergillaceae. Bases 105 to 1580 code for a protein of 491 amino acids. The record is from RefSeq and is a predicted model, not a curated record.
CACAGCCCCUUCACCUUGACCAGACAAGAAGGUUUAGGGAUUGAAAGUCAAAGCGAGAUCCACCAUGUGCGCGCAGGGAUUUUGUCCAUUGCCUCCCCGAUGCCAUGCCCGACUCCGAAAUCCUCAUUCACAUCUCCGCGCCCGGGACCGUCCGUGACGAUGCACGCUAUCGGGCUCAAGUCGAGGCCAUCCUCGCAUUCCAGGCCUCCACCCGCCAAGUGAUCACCUUGCGAUCGGACAAUGACCAUACCGAUGAAGUGAACACUGCCGACAGCGCACAACUGGCCGCCUCAUCGGCGGCAGUAAGAUCGACCGCGAACAGCAAUAGUGGUGAGGCGGACGAUGAUAAUCGAGAGCCUAACACUGGCUCUUUGCAUAUACCUCAUCGGCAACCAGAAACAAUACCAGUCUUGGCCGGGGUCUUUUCACCUGGCCAGCAAACUCAGCACGUCGCCGACUCUCUCGGAACCCCCAUUAGUGUGGUUCCAGACUCGCAACCCGAACAAACUCAGCAGGAUAUCCUCGCCUCGCAAGAGAUCAAUUCUCCUGUCACUGCCACCGUACGCGCUCACAGAUCGUCGCCACCUACAACCGAUGUACAUACAGCGAAGCGAAGCGGGGUAAAUCCUCCAAUACCGGAGAGAGAAGAGUAUACCAGCUCUCCGGACCGCGUCCGACAUGACGCUCCGCCCGUGCGACCCCAGCCCGAUCACGCCCCGCAGGAGACAACGUCUCCUGUAUCUGUAUCGCGUCGCAAAUAUAAUCUGCCACCUAUAACAGACGUUCCUCCAGCGAAGCGGAAUCGGGUCAGUCCGCCUGGUAUACCCGAAAAACAGGGAGAUGACGAGCCUCUGCCCGGAAGCCAAAACGAACCAAGUCAUAAUCAGCCGUGGCAUGAGCACGCACAAUCCACCCCAUCCGUCCCUAAUCUCUCUUCAGCACUUGAUGCCCCUUGCCACGACACGCCCUCUACGAAAAAUGCCCUAGUAACGACGCCCCUCAAGAUCCACCCGCCAUUACCCCCAGUCUCCAGAUUACCCUUCAAAACCCACAUCACUCCAACCCUCGCGAUGCUAGCCACGCGUCUCCGCUCAGGACGAACGUAUACCCCUGUCAAACAAACGCGAGAUCUAGACCCCCUCGAACGAGGCUACUGGUUCCUCCACUUGACUCUCGUUCCAUCCGAAUCCUCGCCGUCACCUACUGUACCCCAUGGCAAUCCCGUCAGCACCAACACCAGUACAACCUGGGACGUCUCCUUCUUCACCCGCUUCUGGACCUUUUUGUCCGAUUUCAUCAACAAGGAGGGUCGUGCAGGCUGGGGCGUAUGGUGCAUUCUCGAGGAUGCGCAGCCACCAACAUCCCUGAAGGAACCCAAACAAUCGACCCCCGGACCCCCCAUUUCCUUGCCAGGUGCAGCGGCGGCAGAAACGCAGCGCUUGACGCUCAAAAUCUACGCGUGGGGGGAGAUUGCCUCGCAUAUAUACCUGCUCUUGUUUCUAGCUAGUGAGCGACGGAUCCGGCGCAUGGGGGCGCAGUGGCGCGACGGAGGUGAUGAGAUUAUCAUAGAGAUGCCGUAGCUUCCCCCCCUGGUACUGUAGCAGAUCUGACCAGGGAAUACUUUUCUUGGACGUAGUUGGCUACAUUGGCUAUUCACCUACUUCCAGUAUAUAGAUUUCU